Messenger RNA from Hyaena hyaena (striped hyena), 556 nucleotides. RefSeq names its product 40S ribosomal protein S27-like. Gene Ontology annotation, cellular component: ribosome; cytosolic small ribosomal subunit. Lineage: Eukaryota; Metazoa; Chordata; Mammalia; Carnivora; Hyaenidae. Gene Ontology annotation, molecular function: structural constituent of ribosome; RNA binding. Gene Ontology annotation, biological process: translation; ribosomal small subunit assembly. The record is from RefSeq and is a predicted model, not a curated record.
AUGAGCCUUGCAAAAGACCUCCUCCACUCUUCCCUGGAAGAGAAGAGGGAGCACAGGAAGAAGCACUUGGUGCAGAGCCCCAACUCCUAGUUCAUGGGUGUGAAGUGCAACAUGACCAUCAUCUUUCGCCAUGCAAUAAGAGUAGCUUUGUAUGCUGGCCAUUCCAUGGUCCUCCGCCAGCCUACCGAAGGAAAAACAAGGCUUACAGAAAGAUGCUCCUUCAGACAGAAGCAGCACUGAAGGCAUCCUGACUCAAGAUAAGUAGGAAACUAUCCCAAUAAGCACAUAUUGGAUUAAAAAAAAAAAAAAAGACCAUUUAGUUAUCUUGUUCAUGUAAUGCAAACCUUUUAGAUUGACUUGACUUUUCAGGUUCUAAAUAUAUGAGGUAUUUGCUUUGGGUGUUUUUAUGAAAUGGAGCCUAUUAGCCAUUAGGUGUUAAUGAAAGAAACUGCCAACUGGAUCAGGGUUUUAAAACAUUGGAAGUGUUUGUUUGCAGUUCACUGGUAUUAAGAUUCAUUUAAAAAGAAAUUACCAGUUGUUGAAUACUUUCCAGUUU